Messenger RNA from Anopheles bellator, 1073 nucleotides. Its product is annotated as antigen 5 like allergen Cul n 1-like. The record is from RefSeq and is a predicted model, not a curated record. The coding region runs from base 89 to 892 and encodes 267 amino acids. The transcript is spliced from 5 exons. NCBI's taxonomy places the organism in Eukaryota, Metazoa, Arthropoda, Insecta, Diptera, Culicidae.
CGCAGUUUGAACUUUCGCGAAGUGCAAGCAUUCACAUUGUUUAGUUGGAAGCUGUUCUACAACAGUGAAGUACAUUUACAGUUACAAAAUGCAACCUGUCCAAGUGAAAAGGAUAGCGUGUGCGGUGCUAAUCGCGGGAGUCAUAAAUCAAAUCAGUGGCCAGACGGACUACUGUGAGCCAUCUUUGUGUAAGAACAAUCUGGCACACGUCGGCUGCGGGAAGAGUGGUAAUUACGGGCCUUAUUGUCCCGUCGAUCGCCAGUUGGUGCCGAUGACGGAAGAAGUGAAGACCUAUAUCCUUGAUCUGCACAAUGUGUUCAGGGCCAACGUAGCACGCGGAGAAGUGACAAACUAUGCUUCAGCUUCUCGGAUGCCAACGUUGGUUUGGAACGAAGAGCUACAGAAACUAGCCGAGUACAACGUUAAGACCUGUAUCUACGGUCACGACUAUUGUCGCAACACGAAAGAUUUUCCACUGGUCGGACAGAACAUUGCGGCCAAUUCGUUCUACGGCAUGGAGGUGACUCCAUUAGAUACCAUGACCGAGUUGCUGUAUAGUUGGUACGGUGAGAACGAAAACGCCAACCAAGACUACAUCGAUUCCUAUCCGCUGCUGGGACAAGAUCCACCGAAAGAUAUUGGGCACUUCACACAGAUUGUGAUGGACAAGGCUACGUCCGUAGGAUGCGCAAUGAUACAGUACACACAGAAUGAGCAAGGCCACGACUGGGUUCAUCAGAACUACGUUUGCAACUAUUCAAACUCCAUUGCACGCGGACAUCCGGUGUACGUCAGGGGUAACCCUUGCGAGUUGUGCGUCACUGGCUGCAGCUCCAACUAUCCUGGCCUGUGCAAUAUCGGAGAACCUGUGCUCCCGACGGCAGCAUGGUGAAACCCGUUUUGAGCGUCCGGUUUCAAGUCGAGAGGAAAAACUGAUCACCUGCAGCACAGUCGAACAUGCUUGAUGAAGUUGAACAGUUUUAAAUUUUAUUUAUUAAUACGCGAAAGCAUUUCACUCCAUUUGCCACUGUAAGCCAGCUAAGUGAAACAGCAUUAAAUGUAACGAUCAUCGA